UAUUUCCCUUCCUUCGAAUGUUUUUCUUCAUGGUAUCAGAGCAGUGAAAGGCUCUGGGCGUGAACUUUGCUAUACCGACGGCUGAAUCAACAAAGCCAUGUCCGGCGAUCAAACUGAACGACGAAAAAUCAACGAUCCGGCUUCGCCCUAUUAUCUUUCAAGCUCGGACUAUCCUGGCCAGAACAUAUGUGGGCUAGUCCUGACAGGGGAGAGCAACUACAAGGAAUGGGCGACGUCGAUGAAGAACGCAUUCCGUGCAAAACGGAAAUUGGUGUUUCUUGACGGCACCAUCAAACGACCCGAAACCAACGCCAGAGAUCUCGAGGACUGGCUGACAGUCCACUCCAUGGCCGUAGGAUGGAUUAUGACAUUGGUAGACCAGGCCUUGCGUACCAAUCUUGUCUAUACGGAGACUGUUUGUGAAUUGUGGAACGAUCUGGAGCAGCGCUUCGCCGCCGGGGAUGCGAUGCGGACGUAUGAACUGAAAGAAUUGAUCCGCGACUGCCGGCAGGAUGGACAAACGAUCACGACCUAUUUUGGACGACUCAAAGGCCUGUGGGAUGACUACGACGAUUACUGGAAAUUCCCGCAGUGCACGUGUGGAGCGUGUACAUGCAAUCUUAAUAAGUUACUCCUCAAAUAUGUCGAGACAGAAAAGAUACACGACUUCUUAAUGGGUCUUGACCACAAGGUCUAUAAGAAUUUACGUUCUAAUAUUUUGAGUUUGGAUGACCUGCCUUCAUUGACCAGAGUGUAUAAAUUGGUGACACAAGAAGAAAGGUUACAGAAUUUGACGCGAGGAAAGGAGGAGAAAACCGAGGCAAUGGCCUUUGCUACUCGCACCACAUCCAAUCUGGACGAAAAGGAGGGAAAAAUCAAGUGCACCUUUUGUCACAAGACUGGACAUGAGGCGGAAAACUGCUUUAGGCGGACCGGAAAUUAUCCGGACUGGUGGUACGAGAACCCGGGAAGAGGUCGUGGGGAACGGAGCCGUGGAGGACCUAGUCGGGGAGGACACGGCCGAGGACGUUCUGGACGCGGCGGUGGCCGCAGCGGAGUGCAUGCAAUGCAUGUUGGAGAAUAUCGGGAUGGUGAACCUGUGAUGCAUGAAAAGAAGAACGUGGUUAUGCACAAACCCGAAUUUACAGAUGAACAGUGGCAGACCCUCAUGAAGUUGAUGGAAAAGAGUAAGAACAAUAGCUCCGAGGAGAAACUCACAGGACCUACUUACGAGGACGCCGAUUGGAGUGGGUGACCGACGAGGGGGAGUUUAUUAUUUCCGGAGUCUCGAUCUGGCACAAGUACAUGCGGUGGAAGGAUCCAACUCAGGUGAUUUGUGGCAUUCUCGGCUGGGACAUCCGUCAGUGAAAGUUUUACGGUUGCUUAGUUGUUUGAAUAAAAAUUUGUUAAAUUCUGCUCAGAAUAAUGUGUGUGAUGCUUGCUUACGCGGCAAACAAACACGUGACAGUUUUGCUAUUAAUAAUGCUCGUGUUAUUGAACCUUUUGAGUUAAUUCAUUGUGAUAUUUGGG
Cuscuta epithymum is the source of this 1530-nucleotide messenger RNA. NCBI's taxonomy places the organism in Eukaryota, Viridiplantae, Streptophyta, Magnoliopsida, Solanales, Convolvulaceae. The record is from the annotation of a GenBank genome assembly.